CGUAGUUGGCGGCGCUAAAUAAGAAUAUUCUCAAGAUAAGCUAUCGUUGUGCACCUGACGGCUUUUUAUGUCUCAACCAUCUUCCUUGACAGAUCGUCUGACCGACCCCUCGCAGCGAACUGGAUAGUUUGUUCUUUUCCUCGGAAUUGACUGUGACAGAUUUUUCCUUUUGAUUUAAUGUAUUCCCUCUGAGACCAAGGAAUUGAGAAAAGUUCCACCACACAUGCGCGCGCACACACAGCAAUCCUUACACAAUUGCACUCGAUCGACUCAUCGCCCUCGCCCUUUGACAACAUGGCGUCAGUGCUAUUAGCUGCUGGCGCUGCCAGGAGCAUUGCGGCUAUCAUAAAAACACCACCAAUGAACGAGGCGGUCUCGGGAGUCUUUGGGAGCAUCAGUUUGACCGCAUGGAUCUGUCUACUGCUUCCCCAGCUUAUAACAAACUACAAGACCAAGAGCGCCGAGGGUCUGUCCAUGGCCUUUCUUAUAGUUUGGCUGCUAGGAGAUUUAGCCAAUUUGCUAGGCGCCCUCGCGACCAGACUUGCCCCCACGGCCGUUGCACUCGCCGUGUACUUUUGCUUCGCCGAUGUCGUCCUGAUUACCCAAUGCGUCUACUAUAACGCACUCACCGCCCGCCGCGAGGCUCGUUUGAAUGGAAACGGAAACGCAGAGACACAAAACGGAGCUUCGAGGGCUGUCGAGGAUGAGCCGGAUGAGGAGGAGCCGCUGCUCAGUCGGCGACGCAGGUCCAGCCUGGCAGGUCUGCCAGGCUCGCAGAGACGCCACUCUUCCAUGGCACGCGACGUCUCCAACCUCGACCCGCUGGCUCGAUGCAUCACCGGCGAAGACGAAACCCCCGACGCGCACCCUUGGCUGCACAACACACUGAGCCUUGUAGCUGUCUACGUAGUUGGAACGGCCGGGUUCUUUGUGUCGUAUGGGAUGGGCGCAUGGGGUGACCACACAGACGCCCCAGAAAUCCCCGAGGCUGGCGAUGCGGUUACAGCCUUUGGGCUGACCAUGGGAUACGUCAGCGCUGCGCUUUAUUUGCUGGCGAGACUCCCACAAAUAUACAAGAACUACAAGGAGAAGUCGUGCGAAGGUCUCGCCCUGCUUUUCUUCAUGCUAUCCCUCACGGGCAACUUGACCUAUGGCGUUAGUCUGGUCGCCUACUCCCAAGAGAAAAGUUACAUCAUCAAGACGAUACCGUGGCUGCUCGGGUCGCUUGGAACAAUUGUUGAAGAUAUUGUCAUCUUCUUCCAGUUCCGCCUCUACAGCACCCCCAAAGAGUCAUCGAAAUCGUCCGACGAAAACGAAAGCACGGCAUAAUACUUGAUUUACACACAUAAUUCGUUACUUUCCCCGCCACCAUUAUCUCAACGAGUUAGACUGUUUGCCUUGUUUCAGCCGGCUGCACUUUUUUUGGAGAAUUUAAAUUUAAAAGAAAAAAAUCUCCACGAAAGUUAUUCUGCAGCCAUUUGCAUGGUUUUCGUGGCAACGAGUGUUGAACUUUGUUUGCGCCAUGGAUUCCUCAAUUUGUAUUGGCCCCUUCAGAGCAUUAUCUUGGACUUUGGACCUGCAGAGAUUGGUCGGUUCGUGACAUUGAACUAUGACGUGUUGAGCGCAAGAGAAUGAGAGUAAAACGUCGGCUCCUGACUCCUGCAACAACUAUUCUAGACGUUAUCGUUAUCGUCUGAUCGUAAUAUCAGAUGCCGACGCGGUACUCUGCACACAUGUCAGUCAUUCUGCAGAUGCAUGCGCAUGCACGCGUGCAUUCUCCUCGGGGCUUGGCUUGUGCGACGAGCCCCACUCACCGGGCUAACGCAGAGUCUCUCCAGAUGAGUCCCUCACCAGGAUGAUGGUGGUAUCAAGAAGCCCGUAUAGCUCAGUGGUAGAGCGCAUCACUCGUAUCCCGACGACAUGAUGAGGUCCUUAGUUCGAUCCUGGGUGCGGGCAUUUCUUUUU
Messenger RNA from Pyricularia oryzae 70-15, 1965 nucleotides. Its product is annotated as vacuolar membrane PQ loop repeat protein. Lineage: Eukaryota; Fungi; Ascomycota; Sordariomycetes; Magnaporthales; Pyriculariaceae. The coding region runs from base 295 to 1329 and encodes 344 amino acids. Gene Ontology annotation, biological process: basic amino acid transmembrane export from vacuole. The record is from RefSeq and is a predicted model, not a curated record. The transcript is spliced from 3 exons. Gene Ontology annotation, cellular component: fungal-type vacuole membrane.